This is a messenger RNA of Naegleria fowleri, 1890 nucleotides long. RefSeq lists its product as uncharacterized. The coding region runs from base 1 to 1890 and encodes 629 amino acids. NCBI's taxonomy places the organism in Eukaryota, Heterolobosea, Eutetramitea, Acrasida, Naegleriidae. The transcript is spliced from 2 exons. The record is from RefSeq and is a predicted model, not a curated record. Gene Ontology annotation, molecular function: protein binding.
AUGUGUCAUGGACCUUAUGUUCCUCCUCUUCUUGCAAUUCCGCUUUUUUUAGUGGGAGGAGCUUUUAAUGCUGUUUCAUCAGGAGUGUCCUCCAUUGAUGGUUUCAUCCGAGCAAACAACCAAAAACUUGUUGAAUUCUUCAAAGCUCAAUCUAAAAAGUACAAAUAUCAAGUUCCGAUGGCUCUUGAUGAGAAAGCCUCUCUCUCCAUUGAGGAAAUCAGAUAUAAUAGUUCUCAAAUGGAGGAGAAAGAGCGAGAGGAAUUAGCCAAAUUACUCAUUCAGAGAACGAUCGCCAGGUUAGAGCUCUCUAAAUUUGAAGAGGCUAAACAAGAUGUUUUGCAAUGCCUCACUUUGCUGAAUCCUACUAAUCCUUCAGCAGCAGCAUCAUCAAAAAGCACCGAACAUCCAACCACCAUCAAUUUCACCCACCAUUCAUAUCUAUAUGAAUACUUGCUAGGAAUGUGCGAAGAUGGUUUGGGAAAUUUCCAACGUGCUGCUGGGAUAUUUGUCAAUGCUAUCCAACUCCGAGAAGAAUUGGAGGUGGUCAAUCAUGACGACUCUCAAUCAUCAUCAUCAACGAAUGAAGAGGCUCUCCUUCAACUCGAAAAGGAAUUUUUUCAAAUGCAACUGGGAGCAAAAAAACCCACUGAGAGAGCUGUGUUGUCUCUCUCGAAAGGUCUCAACGAUUGGAAUGAUGCCGUUUCGAAUCUAUCUGGAUCGGUCAAGAACUUUUUCAAUCAUGAUAUGGGUCUGAAUGUUUCAAAGCCAAUUUUGAAACCAAAACCUCGUACCAUUAUUACAUUGGAAUCACUUUACAUUAGAGCUGGAGUUUCCUUUUAUCGAGGUGCCUACUAUGCAGAUGCCAUGAAAUAUUUCACAAGAGCAAUUGAAAUUGGUGAAGAAUAUGAGUCCUCUUUGGUAGAAUCGAGCUAUUUCAAUAGAGGACUUUGUCAUUACUAUUUACAUGAAUUGGAUCAAGCUCUGGAUGAUUUCACUAAAUGCAUUUCUCUCAUGCCACUUACUCAACAACGAGAUCAAGUUUAUAUCACUCGAGCAGCCACCUAUGCAAGAAAGGGAAUGACUAAGGAAAGAGAUGCAGACAUAUUUAAGGCUAAAUUAAUCAAUCCUUUUGCAAAACCUGUCACACUCUUUCAUUAUAGAUUGUUGAGUGAUGAUACUCUAUUGCAUAUUUUUUCAUAUUUAGAAACGAGAGAAUUAAUUGUCUCAUCGUCCACUGAAAAGUAUUGGCGAGGAUUGGUUCAAAAAUUCAUUUCAGAAAAUGAUAUUGAAAUUAGUGUAAAUUCACUGACAUUUAAUGCUUAUCAAAAAGCAAUAGAUUCCAGAAAUACCAUCUCCAAACUCUUUCUUCCUCGCCAAAGAAUGGAAAUGCAUGAAUUUGUGAAUAAGGCUUUGAGUAAUUCCUUGCUUGUCCAGUAUGCCAAACGUUUAAUUGUGUACGAUUCAAAAUACUAUGAACAGAAUUACUCCUAUGGGGUUUCCUUAAUAGAAGCCACUUUAGAACGUCUUGAAAAUUUAGAGAGACUGACUUUUUGCAUGCCAUCCACGAAUCGUGACAAGAUACCUCAGCUUCUAUCCUCAAAAAGUCCAAAUUUGAAAUUUUUACAUAUCAUUAGUGAUGGUGAUGAUGAAGGACACAUUGCUAAAUGCAUUUCAAAAUUGUGCAAUUUGGAGCAUGUUAUCAUUGAAGGGCCUGUGACGAUUUACAAUUUCCGUAAUCCUUUCAGCAACAACGAUCAUCUUCAAAAGGUCGAAUAUGAUUAUUGUGGAGUGGAAUGGAGCAAGUUGGCCGAAAUGAAUCCAAAAGUUCAAUUUGUUUUCAUAACAAAGAAAGACAGCAAGAAAUCUCUCACUGAAUCCUAUUUUUAUUGA